Molecule: messenger RNA, 1101 nt
Organism: Lottia gigantea (owl limpet)
Lineage: Eukaryota; Metazoa; Mollusca; Gastropoda; Lottiidae
Exons: 6
Coding region: 1-1101 (366 amino acids)
Source: RefSeq, a predicted model, not a curated record
AUGAAAGAACCAUACGUAGUUUCCUAUGACAGUAGGGAUGGUAUCGACCCACGAUGUGGGGAAUCGAAAGAAGAAGAAGAUGAACUAGAGAAAGUUUUAGAAAUGAGCCUUCAAGAUGAACGACAGAAACACAAUUCAAUAGAUUUAGAGGAAGGUGAUAAAGAAUUGGCUAAACUAACGGAAGAUGAAAGAAUUGAUCUGGCAAUACAGCAGAGUUUAUUACAAGCCGAACGUGACUUAAUGUAUCAGGAUGAAUCAUUUCAAUCUAACUCUAGUCAGGACGUUGAUUUACGAUGUCAAGAAGACAAAGAAAAUUUGUUUGGUGAAAAAGAUAAUUUUUUGUUGUCGGCAGAAAAUGGUGCUCAUCAACCUUCAGACUACUGUAGUGAGAAAUUUUAUACAGAGAAUAAUUGGAGUUGUAGUAAUUUUCGAUUAGUUAGUAUAGUUAAUCAUAUUGGGUCAUCGUCUGAAACAGAGUUAUAUCAUGAUAAACAUGUUAUAAUAGAGUUAUAUCAUGAUAAACAUGUUACAAUAGAGUUAUAUCAUGGUAAACAUGUUAUAAUAGAGUUAUAUCAUGAUAAACAUGUUAUGAUAAAGUUAUAUCAUGAUAAACAUGUUAUAAUAGAGUUAUAUCAUGAUAAACAUGUUAUGAUAAAGUUAUAUCAUGAUAAACAAGUUAUAAUAGAGUUAUAUCAUGAUAAACAAGUUAUAAUAGAGUUAUAUCACGAUAAACAUGUUAUAAUAGAGUUAUAUCAUAAUAACCAUGUUAUAAUAAAGUUAUAUCAUAAUAAACAUGUUAUAAUAGAGUUAUAUCAUAAUAAACAUGUUAUUUUAGAGUUAUAUCAUGAUAAACAUGUUAUUUUAGAGUUAUAUCAUGAUAAACAUGUUAUAAUAGAGUUAUAUCAUAAUAACCAUGUUAUGAUAAAGUUAUAUCAUGAUAAACAAGUUAUAAUAGAGUUAUAUCAUGAUAAACAUGUUAUAAUAGAGUUAUAUCAUAAUAAACAUGUUACAAUAGAGUUAUAUCAUAAUAAACAUGUUAUAAUAGAGUUAUAUCAUGAUAAACAUGUUAUAAUAGAGUUAUAUCAUAAUAACAUGUUAUAA